Messenger RNA from Tuber melanosporum (Perigord truffle), 3240 nucleotides. RefSeq lists its product as uncharacterized. NCBI's taxonomy places the organism in Eukaryota, Fungi, Ascomycota, Pezizomycetes, Pezizales, Tuberaceae. Bases 1 to 1932 code for a protein of 643 amino acids. Gene Ontology annotation, cellular component: nucleus. Gene Ontology annotation, molecular function: DNA-binding transcription factor activity; transcription cis-regulatory region binding. Gene Ontology annotation, biological process: positive regulation of transcription by RNA polymerase II. The record is from RefSeq and is a predicted model, not a curated record. The transcript has 5 exons.
AUGAAGGAACACCUGAUUGUCAGAACUGUCGGAAAUCCAGCAGGAUAUGUAAGCGCGGUGUACGCCUUAAUUUUAUUGACAUCCAGACCGAGCAACCUCCCGUGGUUCCGAUAUCACACGAAUGGAAGGUGCAUUUUCAGGACGAGUCGAGGGACAUUGCUUCUGACCUUCGCUCGUGUGACUCCGCCAAAACCUACAAGAAACUCACCCCCUACCCCCCGACAAACGGCAACUGUUACAACCGUUACAUCGGCCCCCGCUCCUCACCCCACUCUCCCGCCGAUUCUCCCGCUUCUGCCAACCCCAGUGCACACAGGAGAACCUGCCAAUAAUUUUGAGGAUGUGAAGCCGCAUCAUAGGCAGGGGUAUCCUGCAUAUGCUCCUCCCCCACCUCCGCCUCCACCUCCGCCAUCAUCUACUAUAAAUUCGGACCAUACAAUGUCUCCACCCCCACCACCGAAAGAGGUGCGGAAUUAUCUGAGUAGUGCUGAGGAAACUCUGUUUAUGCAGGUUUUUGUCGAAGAAGUUGGAAUAUGGAUGGACAGCAUGGAUCCAUACAAACAUUUUUCACGUUUAUUGCCAUUUUCUUCUUUGAACGAGCCAAUGCUUCUCAAUGCCUUCUUGGCUUGCGGGGCCCGUCAUCUGACGCUUGUCAACCCUGCUUAUCACGAAGACAAGGCCCUACAUUACUACGAUACAGCUACACGACUUCUUUUGGCUUCUUUACAGAAUCCUAACCGCGAUACCGAGAUGUGCGCAACCACAGCGGUUAUCCUUAAUGUUUAUGAGAUUAUGUCUGAACGAGCGCUUCAACGCAUGAACCAUAUUGCGGGUGCCCGGGCGCUUCUGAAGGAGUGCAGGUGGAGCGCAAGGACAGGGGGCGUAGGGGGUGCCUGUUUUUGGUUGAACGUGAGCAUGGAAUUGCUCAGUUGCUUGCACUUCAAUUGGGCAGUGGCCUGGGAGCCAGAUGAGUGGGGGGUGGACAUGGACUUUAACCGAUACUGUGAGCCAGGAAGGGAAGAACUAUGGGCGUAUCGGAUUAUUUACGUCCUAGCAAAGAUUGCCAAUUUCAGGGCUGCCCUCCCCAAACAGCAGCAAGAAGCCAAAACUGUUACCGAGCAGAUGUACUUGAACAGCGAGACACAAAAGCGCUGCGAGGAGUGGAAGCGCCUUCGGGAUCUUUGCGUUGCUUGGAAUGACCACAUACCUCGCAGUAUGCACCCUAUGGCAUACCUGCACUCUUACCGGACAACCACGGGGUCCGCUUUUCCUGAGGUUUGGCUUGUUAAGAGGUGCGCCAUCGUGGCUCGCCUGUUCUACCAUACCGCCAUGGUUUUGUUGGCUCAGAUGAAUCCCUUCAUGCCAAGAGAGUCGGAUGAGAUGCGCAAUAUGGAGAUGACUAAUUCUCACUUAAUCUGCGGAAUUGCGGCCCAUGUUAAAGACAGGGGGGUUGCGAGCGUUGCCUUGAGAUCGCUUGCAAUCGCAGCCGAGUGCCUCACUGUUCGUCGGGAGCAAGAAGAGGUUCUCGAAAUCUUCACCAAAAUUAAGAAGGAAACUGGAUGGAGGGUCAAUUUCGUGUACAAAGAACUUAAAGAAAAGUGGGGAUGGGAGGCGCCUGAUCCUCCACCGCAGCCGUCGUCACUUUUGCAAUCGUCGACCAUGAUGCAUCAAAGCCCAACCCCGUCGAAUCAGUUCGCCCAAUAUCAGCGACAGCAGCAGCAGCACCAACAUCAACACCAACAGCAGCAGCAGCACCAACAGCAGCAGCAUCACCAGCAGCAAGCUCAGCAGCAGCAGCAAGCUCAAGUGCGCCGACUGCCACAGUUGGUAAAUCCACUGAUGGCUGUUUCAGACUACACGUCUAAUUCACAUCCCUAUCAUCCCCACUAUGUAUCUGCUCCUCCCCAGGUCGAGCGUCAUCAUUAUAUAUGAUCAGGACCUGGGCGAUGUUGACGACGAAUGAUAUUUCCUUUUCAAUUUUAGAUGGCUUUGUGCUUAUUCUUGGCUGCAUUAUUUUGUCUUUCUUUUGCUCGGAAAAAGCAAUUCUUAAUUGAUUCGGGUCUAUUUCCCUCUCUCCAUUCCCUCCUUUCCAGGGACUACCUUUUUGUAAUGUUUCGUGUGCUUUUUUCUCUGCUUUGGGAUCAAUCGCUUUUUGCAUUCGGGGUCUGCGGAUAGGUUUGGCUUUGUGGUGUCUUUGAUAAUCAAUUUUCUCUUUCCUGGGAUCUUUGGCUUUCCCCCAUUCCUAUUCUGUGCUGCAUUAUAUAUUUCUUUGUGUGUUUCUCCCGGGUCUCUUUUCCUUUUUCCUUUUGUUAGUUAUUUUUAAGGCGCUUGUUGCACAGGAGGGUUUGAGUUGAAAACAAAAAGGAGUCUUCUGGCACGCUCAGAAGCUAUUAGACAUCACUUUGGGUCGGCUUCAGUCAUUUUCAUAUUACUAUUAUUAUUUUCUUUUUCCCUUUUGCUCUUUCAUGAUUACUGUGUACGAGUACAGGGUGCCGCUGGGCCUGCCUCUCCUUUUGCAUGGGGUCUGUCUAUUCACCCACUCGUGCAUCCCUUCUUCCCCUUCCCCAUUACUCAUGGAUUCAGCGGAGAAAGGGAAAAGCCUAUCAUACCCCCCCACUCGCGCAACGGGAUGAGAUGGGCAAAUUGCCCGGUCUGGUGAGGUAGGAUAGGAAGGUAUCAUAUCAUACAGUAACGUCAUACAAUAACGGUAACUUGGGGGUCGAGUGUGCAUGUUUUUUAUUUUUACUUAUUUUUCGAUUCUUUUUGUAUUUUUUACAUUAAAUUUUGUUUUCAGUGCUUGCUUGCUUGCACGGUAGGGUGUUUUUUUAUGACUGCGCACCUUAUCUAUCGCGCUCUCCACCCCUCUUCCCCUUUACUGGAAGUUGAGAUUUCAUAAAUGGGCUUUGGGGGUGGGAAGCUUCGGUGUGUAUCCUACCGGUAUUCCUUUCGUGUCCUCUUUUGUAUUAGUAGCCUUUUCUUUUUUUUGCACCUCACCUCAAGUUAGUCCGGGAACGGAAGAUUACCGUGCCACAACCACACGAUAGCACUACUACUCAGUACGAUAGGAGUACUGUACACGUAUUACCGGUAUUGUGCUCCGUUUCCUUUCCUUUGGAUUUUUGUAGCACGGUACUGGUGGGUCGAGACAAGACGAAGUGGAGCGAAGUUACUUGAAGCUGCAUAGUUUGAGUGACGGGUAUUCCACGAUACAAUACAGUGCGAGAGAUUUACCCGUUGGAA